GUAACACCUCCGUUGCCUUCUUCUCCCAACGCUUCUCCCGUUGGCUUCGCUAUUUGCCGUUAGCCCCCUUGGAUUUUCACAGCGCUGGCAAUGACGCGUUUUCUAGCGAGGCAUCACGUCUGAUGCAUUCACGACAUCGGUACGCCAUCGUACGCGACCAUUACCCGACCUUCAGAGGCACAGGUCCCGACCACUACUCUUCAGGCCACAGGGGCACAAAAGACACGGCGGCUAUGGGCGAUAAAGGCCGCACAAGAAGACAGCGCUGCUGACGAGUGUGAGUCACUGAAGAGGCAGGGGCGGCGGCGCGGCACGGGAGAAAGUGACAGCUGGGGGCGUACGCUGACGGAUGUGCGCCGCGCCGAGCGGAGUUACGAGCCAAGAUGGCCAGAGCAACGCAAGUUUCGAGUCCGUGGUCCGUCGGAGCAGCAGAGGGUGUGGCGGUGACACGAGCCAAGAUGGCCGGAGCAAUGCAACUUUCAAGUCCGUGGCCUGUUGGAGCAGCAGUGACGGUGGUGGCGACGAGGAAGAUGCCGCUGCCUCCUCCAGGUUGCCAGCGGUGGUGGAGAACGAUCCAGCGAGGCUGCAGGCGCAGCUGCGCUCGGCCCGCAGCGACUUGGCGUUCCUGCAGACGCAGCAUAAGCUCACUCUCCGAGGCCUGCACGCCGAGGUCGCCAAGUUGCAGAAGACUGUCAAAGAAAUGCAGUUUGCCCUGUUUAACAACGGGAUGACCCUAGUGGACGAAGCCUCAUACCAGGAGAAGAUUGCCCAGCUCGAAGAAGACUUGGACAAGUGGUGCUGCCACUGUCGAUUCCUCAGUUCUCAGCUGGAACAGGCCAACAAUGCGCUCGUGUCACUCAACCAGCGGCUUCAGGUGCAGGAGUGGCAGCACCAGGCGGAGCUGUCCGAGAAGAAUUCCAUCAUCGCCAAUCUGCAGAGGGAGCUCGAGUGGAAAUGUCGAACGCUGGCCGAGUUGGAGAUGUUCACGCGAGGCCGGGGCGGAACGAGGCGGAUGUCCGGUCCUGCUGGACCUCUGGCUGCUUCGAUGACGUCAUCGUCGUCGCUGGUCGAACCCUGUGAGCUGACGCGCACUCCGUCCCAAAGAAGCCUCCCUGCCGGAGCAUCUGGGAAGGCUGCGUCCACUUCGGCACGCAAGAGCAGUCACAGGCUGCCCGUAAUCGUACGUGACCGGCCCGCUAAUGACGAUGACGACGACGACAUUGUCGCCCAGUCGUCGCUGUCGAGCGGGACGACUUCUAGGAGCGUCACACCGCGCAGGCACCACACCGGCGCGCGGGCAGCGUCGGCCAAAUGCCUACCGGUCACCGUCGCUUCGUCUUCAUUCUCGGCAAGCAGCAGUGGCAGCAAAAUGAAAUCAGACCAGGCGGGAGCGCGAGGGACAGUCGAGACUGACCGCAGGCGGGCCCAGCUGCGGCUACCGCCCUUGGUGGACCCGACCCGGGCCCUAGCGUUUCCGGCUCGGUCACUCGUCCACCACCAGUUGACCGCGGUUCACUGCGACUCCGGACUCAGCACCGACGAGGAGCUGUCUAUAGACCGCGUUCCGUCGCCCGAACUAAAGCCCAAGAAGAUGGGUGGCAGGGUGGUUGAAGUGUCCACCAAGUGACGAUUGUUUUUUCCACUAGACUAAUGCUAAAAACGGACAGCUCGUACGGACGCCGGGUUGUUCGGCUGUGUAUACGGAAAACUUGACGGUAGUUCUGUCCAAAGGCGCAGGAUGUUGUGGUUUUAUAGUGUUUCAAAAUAAUACUUACUGUAUAGACUAAGCCAUAUUAUAAACUUGAUGCCAUGGCGUCCAACAA
This is a messenger RNA of Rhipicephalus microplus (southern cattle tick), 1823 nucleotides long. RefSeq lists its product as uncharacterized. The record is from RefSeq and is a predicted model, not a curated record. NCBI's taxonomy places the organism in Eukaryota, Metazoa, Arthropoda, Arachnida, Ixodida, Ixodidae.